AACCGCCCGUGAGAUCCAGCAGCAGACAGUUGUAGUUUGUAAAUGGAGGAUUCAUGUUUUGUUCCCAUUGGAUCGCAGCAUCUGACCUGAUGUGUGUGUGUGAUUCCUGCAGCAGUGACGGGGACGGACAGUGAAGAGAGGAGGGACGCGCAUCGACAGGCUCAAGUGUGAGGAAGCUUUCAGUCCGACACACACUUCGCACAGACUGGGAGCGACUUGACUGAGAUAUGGGUUGUAGGCUUCCUAAAUUGCGGAAGGCAGAGGAGAGGCGAAGCCCCGGCAAUAUCUACUCCACUCUUCGAAGGCCUCAGGUGGAGACUAAAGUGGGCGUGGCCUACACCUACCACUUCCUGGAUUUCCUGUUGGGAAAAGAAGAGGUGCCGGUGUCAUCCGUGCUUUGUCUCUCCUCUGUCAGAGAGCUACCAGUUCAGGUCAGGGAGCUCUACGCACAGGGUUUUGUCCUGGUCGCCGUCCACCCCUUUGUCCAUCCUUGCGGUCCUCGUCAUGCACACAUCCAGCGGCAGCUGCACCGGGCCGUGCUGGUCCGAGAGAUGCCAAGUUCUGAGAAAAGCCAACUGAGGUGGGCAAGACACCGUCUGGAGACAGAUGUGUGUGUGGCAGGUCACCAGGCUGCUGACCCAGAAGUGAUCCAGAGCUACGUCAAGAGGAUCCAGGAUGUAGCAGAGCAAGGGGUGAUGUUUGUGGGCUUUCUACAGCAGCCAGGUGGAGGUCCCAGUUAUCUGGGGCAUUGGGACCCUGAAGAGCUGUCCUCCUUACAUUCAAGCCCUUCGCCCAUACGUCGACACCCCUUCAGCGCCAACACCAGCCCGACAGAUCCCACAGAGCCACGUCAUAAUGACACAGAGCCUGACCAUCGCCACUUUGAACUUGACGAGUUAGAUCAUGAAAGUGUAGAACGAAACACACAUGAGCACAAGACAAGAGAACCGGAUUUCAGUCCUCGGAAACCCAUCCAAAGUUUAGAGUUUAACCAAGAUGAGUCCAGUGAGCACAUCCAGAACCUACAGGUGAGCCUUAAAGAGUCACUAGAAUCAGCGAACCAGCCUCAACAUCACAGGAAACCCAGUUCAGACACAGUUCAUUGGGGUCCGAAUCAAACCCCAGCAGAAGCCCAGGGGAACCAGGUGUGUCCCAGCCCUCCAGAACCUGCAGGUAUGAUCAGACACCAGAGGGGCCAUCUACCAGACCUCACAGAAUCCACAGAGAAACACUUUAACCUUUCCAACCAGAGAGAGAGACAAAGUUCAAGCUCUGAGAGCUGGCCCAGCUCUCCAGAACUGGAUCGAGACCAUGAAAGAAAGUCCAGCUCUGCCUGCACAGAUGGGCAAAGCAGAGUGACGACACACAACAACAACCAUAUACGACUCAAGGGUUCUGAGAAAGACAAGAAUGCAACUUCACCACCAGCGCAGGGUAGGAUGCAGCUGUUUGCCUUGUACAACCACACAGGGGAGAUGAACACCUCUCUGAGGUUCUACUCACUCAGGGUGCCACUGCAAGUACAAAAGGAAGCAGGGCUAAUCACAGAGGUUGACACACACUGGCUCGACCACAUGACUCAGCAUUUCACCAGCGGUGCGCACCUCAUUGACGGGUUUUUCCACCUUGGGGAUGAUAAUGACAAUGGGGUUUCAUCUGUGGAUAGUGUGUUCAUCUUCCAGAGCUCAUCAGAAGAGACCACGAGCACCUCCUACGAUGCUAUCGUGGUUGAGCAGUGGACCGUUGUUGAUGGUGUUGUGGUGAAGACGGACUACAUCCCCUUGCUCCAGUCUCUGGCUCCGUAUGGAUGGAGGCUGAUGUGUGUGUUACCCACACCAAUUGUCAAGACCAACAGUGAUGGGAGUUUGUCGACCAAGCAGAUCCUCUUCCUUCAGAGACCCAUUUUGCAGCGCAAGAGAAAAGACUUCAAGAUGCUGAACCUCAGGGGUCGCAGCAAGGCGAAGAAAAAAUCUACUGAGGAGACAGAAGAGGAGCGAGAGAACAGGUCCCCUCUGAUGGAGACGGAGAUGGACAGGUUGAGAGAAGACACAAAAGAGGAGGAAGAGGAGGCAGAGGGGAGGAAGAGCAGGGACAGCGGAAGGAGCGAAGGUGAAGAGGAGAGGGAAGAGGAUGCACGGCAUCAAAGGGGCUUCUACUUCUUAUCAGGGAGCAGGGCGUCUGUGGGGGAACAGGAAGAGGAAACCGACGUUGACAAGAUCCCUCUGUCCGAGCAGGAGGAGUCGGUGCGAUGGACAGAUGUGUGUCAGAGAGAUGACGGAGGGGUCAAGGAGAAGAUGAAGACAGAGGAGCGGAUCAAACAGCAGCUGUUUUCCGGCGUCUGUUGACACAUUGGGCACAAAGCAGGCGAGGGGGAGCUGAGGCCUUUUGAAUUACGUUUUGUUGAUCUGGAGUUUUAGUUCCUCUGGCAACCCAAGUGUAGUCAGUCAUACUGUUGUCAUCAUGGACUGAAACCUUCGCUUCAGUCUGCUGAGAGCAUUAACACUGUCGCCAGUCUUUGAGGUUGUAGCUCCCAUAUAUGGGAAAGUGUUGUGCAGUUCUCUGCUUUGGGUCAGUGUUGCUAUUUGAUGUAUCCUUAUAUGAAAUGAAACUGUACAAGGCUAAUAGAGUACAACCUAGAGCAAGCCUCCAGUCCGAGCCUUACAGUGAGUGUUAUUUUCAUUGUUGUAUUUUACUACUUUCUUGUAAUUGUUUAAAAGGGAGUACUGAUUUCUCUGGGCUACCUGUAUUUUUAUAUGUAAAGUAUAUAAUUUAAGAUAGAAACAAUAGGGAGAAUAAGUGACACAGUAAGUAGUGAGCUGCAUUAGAGCCUGACCGAUACAUCUGCAUCAGCCACUUUUAGCUUAUCGCACAUAUUAUUUAUGGUUUUGGCUUGAAUGAUUAACUAAAAAAUUGCGUUACAGGAAAGCCAAAGACUUUUAGAGAGAAAUAUUCUUGUUACAUACUGUAGUUUCUUCACAAGGGAUUUUUUAAAAUUCUAAAAUAUUACAUCCAGUGCAGUAAAUUUAAAAGAUUCUUAUCAAAAAUGUUUGGUAGAAAAAUUAAUAUCCGAUCCGAAAUUCUCCGUUGGUAUCGGCCAGGCUCUACAUCGCACUGAGAUAUUAGAUAGUUCAUUUUAUUGGGGCCAAACAUUAAAGGGUCAGUUCAUGUAAAUUACAAACAAAAAAACUAUUCUGCCACUGGUUGAAUUUAGAUGGUUUUGGUUUUCUUUAGCCAGGUUUUGAGAUAUCCAUCUCUCUGAUUUCUUCACCUCAGUACAAUGCAUUGAGAUAUAAGGGAAAAGGACAGUUAGAAAAGGAUGCUGCUCAAGCUGUUUGCAGCCAAUUCUUGUAUUAAUUCUUGAAAUCCUCUGCGGUUAUUUUAAUUUCAGCGGACGCGCUGCUGUGCGUUUCUAUUUUUGAUGGAGCUGCAGCGUGUUGCACAGAGCAGAUGGAGUUUUCCUGCUAACAGGCUCUGCAUGAGAAAUAUAAAUACUUUUUUUAAUAACUUAAACACAGCCAGACACCUUUGAUCCAUGUCAUUUGUUACUGGACUUUGAAGUUUGAACAGUAUUAAUUUUGUCUGUAGGCGAUAGCACAACAAAGUAGUAAAUAAUGACAAUACGCACAAUUAAAAUAGACAAAAAAAUAAAUACACAUUUGACUACAUAGCCCACGUAUUUAAGGUAGAAGCACAAAUGUCAAGGAAAAAUGACCAAAUCAACAAAAUCAAAAACCAGGCAGACAAAACGCUCUGCAUCCGAAAUGCUCCUGAUGUGGUGUGGCACAGUGCGGAGGUCGAAAUAAAAUCUUGGUGCAGCUGCCCCCAGUGGAAAUGUAUUGUAAAAAUAACAAUUAGUGAAAUUAAUCUGCAGAUGCUCCAGUUCAAAAUGAGCCCAAACUUUUGUAUGGAUAUCAGUUUUGAGCUGUGCAAAUGAAGAGUGAGUCAGCAGUCAAAGACAGUAUUAAACAGAUUUUUUUAACAGUUGUAAAUCACAGCAACCACGAGAUGUCAUUGACCAUACAGUCAUAAAUGUGCACACAAGAUAUUAGGCUGAUUGGUCCAAUAGUUUGACGGAUAUGCUGUGAACAGAUAGAUACACACACUCACACACAACCAAAUGCAUGUCGUACGUUGUAAGUUUCCGCAGGACAAAUAAAUGAUUGAUUGAAAGACAGGAUUUUGUUUGUGGUGCUCAUUAUGUACAUAAAAUAAAGCAUGACAGUUUCUUGGGAACCAUUUCUUCAGUAGAAAUCAGUUCCUUGUUGAGAAACAGGGAUGUUGCGAUUUAACUUUUUUAAAUGCAUAUUUUCAUUGCUGGGACGAUCACAAGUUGCCUCCAUUGUAAUGAGGUGAUUGCAAAAAUGUCAGACGGAUAUCUCAAAUUCAAAUGUCUGCUUGAUUAGAUACGAGAGGCAAGGUGAAAUGCUUUUUGUAAUUUGGGAGAACUGACCUUCAAAAGGUUUCUUCUUUGAAAAAAUGUCUAAAUUAUAAAUUAACUAUUUAUUAUUUCCCGGACCACCUGUGUCUUGUCUAAGUAGUGUGACAUGUGAGUCUUUAUAUAAAAGCAGAAGUCAAUAAAGUGUCUAAAAACAGAUCGACUCAAUUUGCUUUAUUUCCUCAUUUUACCAGCAUAAACUCAUUUCCUCAUAUGAGGAAAAAAAACACACGCAAGAACAACUCGAAAAUGAGUCUCAACAGCGUAACCCCCGCUGGGAGUCGACGACAAGAAGCUCCCAACCAUCUCCGUGGGAUGUUCAGUGAUCCAAGCCAAUCAGAGACCACCCGGAGGUUCCAUUACAGUGCACCGUGGGAUACUCGCUCCACCCCGGGAUGGGAAUCGUUUAUGGGCAUGUGAAUGUGUGUGAUUGAGUAAAAGUGUAUGUGAGAUCGGCACUGUGUAGGCAUGUAACUGUGUGAGUAUAACAGGCAGGGACACUGGCCAGUAUGUGGGAGAGUGUUAGCUUUUUUCCAUCUAUAAAUACACUCGGUGUGAAGUUUCGAUGUGAGUAAAAUGUGGAAAAACAAUCACUCCAAUGUAUCUCAGUCAAACAACUCUAAAAUCUGCAGUUCUGCAAAUAACUACCUGAGGUAUAUAUAUAUACACAUGGCAUAACACUUCUUAGAUCACAUAGUAAAAUUAGCAGAGGUAUUUAACACAAGUUUGUGCAGUGUAAAAUAACAGUACAGAUUGCCAUAUCCUUGGGACUUGAAAGCAAUAGACCUUCAGGGAAUUGUGUCACUUUCUUGCUGAGCAUUCCAUAAGAUGAUCAACACCACUUCCUUCCACUGAAUAUUAAAGAUAU
Epinephelus moara (kelp grouper) is the source of this 5303-nucleotide messenger RNA. It is a transcript of the gene rftn1a, whose product is annotated as raftlin, lipid raft linker 1a. The transcript has 10 exons. Bases 228 to 2345 code for a protein of 705 amino acids. Lineage: Eukaryota; Metazoa; Chordata; Actinopteri; Perciformes; Serranidae. The record is from RefSeq and is a predicted model, not a curated record.